This is a messenger RNA of Cherax quadricarinatus, 2751 nucleotides long. RefSeq names its product F-box only protein 31. Lineage: Eukaryota; Metazoa; Arthropoda; Malacostraca; Decapoda; Parastacidae. The record is from RefSeq and is a predicted model, not a curated record. Gene Ontology annotation, molecular function: protein binding.
ACUCGGGUGUUUGUUCCACUCAUCCACAACUCUAUUACCAAACCAGUACUUUCCUAUAUGCUUCCUGAAUCUGAAUUUUUCCAACUUAAAACCACUGCUGCGAGUCCUGUCUAGGCUAGAUAUUUUCAGCACGCUAUUUACAUCCCCUUUAUUUAUUCCUGUUUUCCAUUUAUACACCUCAAUCAUAUCCUCCCUAGUUCUACACCUUUCUAGAGAGUGCAGAUUCAGGCCCCUCAGUCUAUCCUCAUAGGGAAGGCUUCUGUUACAUGGGAUCAACUUUGUCAUCCUCCUUUGUACGUUUUCCAGAACAUUUAUAUCCAUUCUGUAAUACGGUGACCAAAACUGCAGUAUAAUCUAAAUGAGGCCUAACCAAGGAUAUAUAAGUUGAAGAACAACCUGAGGACUCCUAUUAUUUAUGCUUCUUGAUAUAAAGCCAAGGAUUCUGUUUGCUUUAUUGCGAACACUUAUGCGCUGUUGUCUUGGUUUCAGAUUACUGCUAACCAGAACUCCUAAAUCUUUUUCACAAUCCGUAAUAUUAAGAUCUACAUUAUUUAGUUUAUAUGUGGCAUGGUUAUUUUCCUGUGCAACAUUUAGAACUUUGCAUUUGUCUAUAUUAAACUGCAUCUGCCACUUCUCCGACCACUGCAUCAGUCUACUCAAAUCUUCCUGGAUUGCCCUAAUGUCCUCGUCAGAAUGAAUUCGACGGCCUAUUUUGGUGUCAUUGGCAAACUUGCUAUGUCGCUCUUUAUGCCCUCAUCAAUGUCGUUUAUGAACAGCAGGGGGCCCAACACUGACUCCUGUGGAAUACCCUUUUUUAUUUCUCUCUUUAACUGAAUAUAUUAAUUUCUUAAUUGCACCUCUCCUCUUUUGAUUUGCCUAUAUAUGCCUCUCUUUUGACCAGUGAGAUGUUUUAAUCUAUUGUUCAUCCAUUUAGGAUCAUUUUUGCUUGAUCUGAUUUCCCUAUUUGGAAUGACCUGACCCAUAGUCAUGUCAUUCCAGUUCAGCCCACCCAAGUAAUUUUUCAGCCCUUUGAAAUCAGCCAAGUGGAAGUCAGGGACAGAGACUUGAUUGCCAUUAUUAGGGGAAUUCCAUGAUAUAUUAAAACUGAGUGAUUUGUGAUCACUUUCCUCCAAGCUUAUCAUUAACCUCAAGAUUAUUAAUUAGCAUUUCCCUGCUGGCAAGAACCAAGUCAAGCAGGUUAUUUCCUCUAGUUGGCUCUGUCACAAACUGUUUUAAAAAACAAUCCUGAAUCGCAUCAAGAAAGUCACUUGACUCUAAAUUUCCUGUCAAAUUGGCAGGCAGGGUAGUAGGUCAUCCUGAGUUGCUCUUUAUAAAACUACAAAGAAGCCAAUAAUACAUUUUACAGAAAGAGAGACUUCUGCAAACAAGUUACAGUAACAAUGUCAAGUUGUUGUCUUACUGAGCUACCACGUGAAGUGUUGGUUUUUAUUUUACGGUGGUGCAAAGCUCGAGAUUUGGCUGCUCUUGCUUCAACUUGCAGUCUCUUCCAUCAGUUGACUUCAGAUGAGCAUCUCUGGAAAUAUUUAUGUUGGAGAGAUUUCAGCAUUGAUCAACCUGAGCUUGGACCCAUAGAUAAAUAUCGGAAGCUUUAUACAAACCUGCUGCACAGAUAUGGAUAUAUGUUGGGGGUCUAUCAGUCUCAAGUUGCUCCUUGUUGUGGACUCGUCGAAAUUAGGUACAAGGCUGGUUCACUGGAGGGUGUGCACUGGGAACCUUCAUUGGAGCAAAAUAUAUUGGCCCCACUAAAUGAGAGCAUUGUCUUUACUAUCGAUGGCAAUGAAGAGCCUCCUAAGUGUCUUUGUAUACCACACAUAUAUCCACACACUUGCACCUUGGAAAUUGACAAGAGGAAGGGUGUUGUGACUCAGUACUGCUCCAACUCUGGAAUGCAUGUCCAAAAAAUCGGGGACCACUUUGGAUUCAAUACUCUGGAUCUUCGUGUAGAACCAAGGAAAAUUUAUCUGACAUUUUUAAAUGAAGUGAUUGGAAGAGGUUUGUCUCAUAUGCCCUUGAUUUUACCAACUCCAAGCGAUGUCCCAGAUGCUUUGAAAGCAAAAGAUGGUUCCAUCCCAGAGCACAUAAUGACACCAGGACUCUUUCAGGGCACCUAUGGUUCACAUGGCCUGGAAUUGAUUCUCUUUAGAUACAAAGAUGAAAAUGAAAUACAUGGACAUAAGGUGACAGGUGACACCAAUGUUUAUGCAGGCAAAAUCUCAGUAAAGAUUCUCUUAAAAUACCCAAUGAAACUUUCUGUGGAAAUCCAAGGAAGUAUAUCUGCCCUGAAAGAUGUGCAGCCUAAAAUUAGUCAUACAUCCUCUGAACUUUGUGAGCAAGUUUUUAUUCUUCCUGCUGACUGUCAUAAAGCUAGUAAUACACCUUUACCCGAGAGGUGUAAAGCCAGGUUUCAUGGAUUUGGCCAAGUAGCAUUUCUUUGGUUUCAGAACCCACAUUUUGUGCCAGUCCAAGUAAUUGUGUUCAACAACGACCUUCUUGGUGUGCUUUGGUUAGAACUCGAAAAAUUUAGUCUCUAUUCUCGUAUAAAGAAAGAAUUUACCUCUAACAUUCUUCAGGUUGAUCAAAGUGUUGUAUGACUUGAGGUAAAGUAUAAAGCUAAAACUUUUGAUAAUCUAGACAGUUACCUUUUUAAGAAUUCAUUACUAACUUACUGUAGUAAUACCAUGAGUAUUUGAUAAUGUAAUGAAAAACUCAAAUAAACUCAAAUAAAUUUAC